AUGCUGCAGAUCGGAGAUGAAGUGGUUUAUUUCUCGGCGGUGUUUCUGCUUGUGAUUCUGGGGACGAGGAGCGCCACGGGGGCCUCAAUCCUGACCGCAUUCCUCUAUGUCUUCAUGGUGAUGUUCCGGUUUCCUCCGGUGCCCGCGGACCAGGCAGGCCGUGUCCUGCGGCCCAGGGCUCCUUCCGGCGGCGUCCCCGUCGUGGCGCACCGCGGAGGGAGCCACGAUGCUCCGGAGAACACCCUGGCAGCGAUCAGAGAGGCCAGUAGGAACGGGGCUACUGGAGUUGAACUGGACCUGAGUUUCACAGCUGACGGAGUACCCGUACUGAUACACGAUGAGACUGUGGACCGCACCACCAAUGGCUCUGGACCAGUUAACAAAAUGCAGUUUGUCCAGCUCAGGAGACUAGAUGCUGCUGCUCACCACAGGCUGAGGGAGAGAUUCAGUGGAGAGAAGGUCCCAACUCUGCAAGAGGCAGUGGAGGAAUGCAUCAGACACCAGCUGACCAUCUUCUUUGAUGUCAAAAGUCAACCUGAUAAGGCUGCGUCAGUACUUCGUGAGAUGUAUAAGAAGUUUCCGGUCCUUUACAAUACCAGUAUGGUUUCCUCCUUUGAACCCAAAGUCAUCUACAAGAUGCGUCAAACAGAUCCCAAUGUAGUCACGGCUCUCACCCAUCGGCCCUGGAGACUGAGCCGCUUUGGUGACGGCACUCCUCGGACUCCGUCAUCAUGGAAUCAGCUGUGGACCGGGGUUCUGGAUGUGUUGCUGGACUGGGCUCAUCACCACAUACUGUGGAAACUCUGUGGAGUCUCCGCCAUCCUGGUGCAGAAAGACUUCAUCUCUCAGGACUAUGUUCAGUACUGGGCAGAACGUGACGUGGAGGUAGUGGGCUGGACUGUUAACACAGCUGUGGAGAAAGAUUACUACCAAAACCUGCUCAACAUUGGCUUCAUCACUGACAGUCUGCUGGAAGACUGCGAUCCUCAUUACUGAAUGAUGACACACUCAUACGAGGUCUCUCAAGACGUGACAAUGAUUAAAAACACCAAGAAAAAGCUUCCUUAUGAACAAAUUAGAAGUUUCAUUACUACAGUUCAAAGGUUCUUUUCUUCUUCUUUCAAAGAGACAAAUAUACUGAAAAAGUUUAAAGAGGGAGGAAGCUUGAUAUUUGGUGCUAACUAACUAUGUGGUGGCAAUC
Scomber japonicus (chub mackerel) is the source of this 1201-nucleotide messenger RNA. Its product is annotated as glycerophosphodiester phosphodiesterase 1-like. Gene Ontology annotation, molecular function: phosphoric diester hydrolase activity. The transcript has 6 exons. Bases 1 to 996 code for a protein of 331 amino acids. Gene Ontology annotation, biological process: lipid metabolic process. Lineage: Eukaryota; Metazoa; Chordata; Actinopteri; Scombriformes; Scombridae. The record is from RefSeq and is a predicted model, not a curated record.